AAGGGCUCGUCUGUACCCAGCGGCCACUCCCUGCUUGGGACAGCGGGCGGAAAGGAAAAAAAAAAGCCAGCCUGCUGUUUAUAAGAAGGGGCUCCCCUUGGUCUCAAUUCCUGCCGCGCUCUCGCCUUCUCUACGCGCCAUGGAGCUUUGCCUUCCGUGCAUUGCGGUGUGGAGCUUCGUAGCCUACCUAAUCCUGCAGGUCGUGCGCUGGAUCCGAGCUGACAGCGAUCUCACCGUGCAGUGGGCAGAAUGGUGGGGCAAGAAGCCCGAAAAGGAGCUGCCUAGGAAAGUUGUCUGGGUGACUGGUGCCUCCAGCGGAAUUGGAGAAGAGUUGGCCUACCAGCUGGCCAAGAUUGGCUCAUGGCUUGUGUUGUCAGCAAGAAGAGAAAACGAAUUGGAGAGGGUGAAAAAGAAGUGCCUUGAGAUCAGCAGCCUAAGUGAUAAAGAUAUCCUCAUUUUGCCACUUGAUUUGACUGACAGGGGAUCCCAUGAAUCAGCCACAAAAACAGUCCUUCAGCAUUUUGGGCGGAUCGACAUUUUGGUGAACAACGGUGGACGUUCUCAGCGUUCUCUUUUCGUAGAUACAAGUGUUAAUGUAUAUAAUGCUAUAAUGGAACUCAACUAUCUGGGCACUAUCUCCUUAACUAAAUUUGUCCUGGACCACAUGAUCCAAAGGAAGCAGGGAAAGAUUGUCACGAUGAGCAGCGUCAUGGGUAUCAUGGGAGCUCCCUUAGCAACUGGCUAUUGUGCCAGCAAACAUGCUUUGCAGGGCUUCUUUAACUCUCUUCGGCCUGAGUUUACCGAUUAUCCCGAGAUAAGUAUUAUUAAUAUCUGUCCAGGGCCUGUCCAGUCACAGAUCAUCCAAAAUGUCUUUACUGAAGAAAUUUCAAAGGUUAAUCAAAACGUUGGGGACCAAUCUCACAAAAUGACAACUCACCGCUGUGUUCGCUUAACCCUGGUUAGCAUGGCUAAUGAUGUGAAGGAAGCCUGGAUCAGUGACCAUCCCUACUUGGCAGUUUGUUACAUGUGGCAAUAUUUUCCCACUUGGGCAUGGUGGCUAUUGAACCGCAUGGGAAAGAAGCGGAUAGAGAAUUUCAAGAGUGGAGUGGAUGCUGAUGUUUCUUAUUACAAAAAGUCUUUAUAAGGAAAAGGAGCAGCCAAACAUUCCUUCAAACAUGAACCAGCAUAAG
This is a messenger RNA of Pseudonaja textilis, 1190 nucleotides long. It is a transcript of the gene DHRS7, whose product is annotated as dehydrogenase/reductase 7. The record is from RefSeq and is a predicted model, not a curated record. NCBI's taxonomy places the organism in Eukaryota, Metazoa, Chordata, Lepidosauria, Squamata, Elapidae. Gene Ontology annotation, molecular function: oxidoreductase activity.